This is a messenger RNA of Homalodisca vitripennis (glassy-winged sharpshooter), 1459 nucleotides long. Its product is annotated as DNA polymerase beta-like. Gene Ontology annotation, biological process: double-strand break repair via nonhomologous end joining. Gene Ontology annotation, molecular function: DNA binding; DNA-directed DNA polymerase activity. Gene Ontology annotation, cellular component: nucleus. The record is from RefSeq and is a predicted model, not a curated record. Lineage: Eukaryota; Metazoa; Arthropoda; Insecta; Hemiptera; Cicadellidae.
UACGAAAAGUUUAGCUGUUGGCUUAUAAAUGGCCAAAGCUAUUUUGGGCUUUAUUUUCGUUUCAUUCUUAUUCACAGGUGAUUCAAUAACAAACAACGUAACAUGUAUUGGAGGAACUCAAAAUAGGGUUAAAAACAAUAAUAACGCUAACAACAGGAAUAUUACUAGUAGAAUUGGAAUUAAAAACACAGCGAAUAAAUCUCAAACACAUUUCAUCAUGAGUAAGAGAAAAGCUCCGUCCAGUGAAAACAACCCAAACCAUGAUUUUUGCGAUUUUUUAACAGAACUUGCAAAUUAUGAGCGAAAUGUGAACCGCAAUAUUUAUAAGUACAAUGCCUAUAGAAAAGCAGCGAGUUCCUUGGCAGCUCAUAAAACACGUGUAACAUCUGGGAAAGAUGCAAGAAAACUAGAAGGUGUUGGUGAAAAAGUUGCAGAGAAAAUUGAUGAAUAUUUAAAAACUGGGCACUUAAAGAAGUUGGAUAAGAUUCGAGAGAACGGGACAAAUGACAGUAUUAAUCUAUUAACAAGGGUGUCUGGUAUCGGACCUGUGAAAGCCAAAGAGCUGGUGGAUGCUGGCAUUACUACUUUAGCAGACCUCAAGAAGAAUUCAGAUAAACUGACUCAUCAUCAGCUAAUAGGACUAAAGUAAGUUUACAUAUCUGAUUUUGAGAAGAGAAUUCCUCGGGAGGAGAUUUCUCAAAUUGAGACCGUAAUCAGGGAUUCCGUUCUUGAAAUGGAUCCAAAACAUCUAUUAACAGUUUGUGGCAGUUACAGGCGUGGACUGCCCAGCAGUGGAGACGUAGAUAUGCUUAUCACUCAUCCAGACUUCACGUCCAGUGACAAGGGCAAAGCUGGCAAGGCUAAGGCUGCCAAGCUGCUCUCUGCCAUCGUCAGCCUGCUGGAGGACAAAAAACUGAUCACAGAAACCAUAUCUCAUGGUGAUGUCAAGUUCAUGGGCGCAUGUCGAGUAGGGGAGGUGACGCGACGGCUGGACCUGCGGAUAGUUCCGUACGACCAGUACCAUUGUGCUACCCUCUAUUUCACCGGCAGCGACAUGUUCAACAAGGAGAUGAGAGCGCAUGCACUCCAGCAGGGGUUCACACUCAACGAGUACUCACUCAGACCAGUCGGAUCCACGGGUGUACCAGGAGAAGCGCUGCCUGUUACUAGUGAGCAGGACAUAUUUGAGUACAUAGACUACCCCUACAAGAGCCCAGAAGAGCGUAGUGUGUAGUGUUACCAAACAAUAUCUUACGUACAGGUAUGUUUCAACUGGAGAACCAAAGAUUUUAUUGUUUCACUUCCAAUUGAAAUGUCUCUAUUUUAAUACCCAUCACAGACUUAUAACUUUACAUCACAUUUUAUAGUCGUAAAAGUGUCUAUAUGUUAGUGAUUUUAAAAUUAUUAUAUGCAUGUGAAUUAUAUGUAAAUUUACAAAUAAAAUCAAAUUUUAUUUAUA